Seriola aureovittata is the source of this 3918-nucleotide messenger RNA. RefSeq names its product ras homolog family member H (gene rhoh). Gene Ontology annotation, molecular function: GTP binding; GTPase activity. The record is from RefSeq and is a predicted model, not a curated record. Lineage: Eukaryota; Metazoa; Chordata; Actinopteri; Carangiformes; Carangidae. The coding region runs from base 759 to 1346 and encodes 195 amino acids. The transcript is spliced from 2 exons. Gene Ontology annotation, biological process: small GTPase-mediated signal transduction.
UCUUUGCUCUCCUUCUUCCUCACUUCCCUCCUCAACUUGCACCAACCUCGUCGCUGUCAGGCAGGUGCCGAGAUAUUUCGCCUGUGUGUGUGUGUUGGCCCAAUUAAUGGAUGACCUGCAGUAGCUGUGGCGUCCUAGGGUCUGCAGUUCAGCAGGUUGUCGUGAUAAACUUUUUCUGGAGUUUGAAGGCUGUUUUUUUAUCGGCGCCGUGAAGUCUUCAAAGGCGGCAGCCAGCAUCCGCCCGUUAAAGACUGAAACCGACAAGAAAGUAGAUUUCCCUCGUCAAUGCUGAGAGGUUAGACUUGUCUGGACAGAAUGACGGUCUACAAGAUCAUCAGAGAGAACGACCAGAACCUGGUCACCACCCUGCCGUGAACAACCGGAAGUGCAGCGAGCCGAAAGGGCCUCAAGAACUAAGAGGUUAUGUGAAGCUGACAGCUGGAGCUGUACAUACCUACUGUGUACUAGAGAUGUUCACUCUGAAAACAGACAUUAUAGGUCAGUUUAACAAGCUGAAUGACCACUGAAAUAUCCAGGAAUGGAAUGACCACAAGGCAGGGCUGCAAAUCGCCUGGUAUGAAAACUAACACCUGCACGCGGAAGAACAGCACACACGAGUACCACCAGAGCGAUUACUGGAUUUGACUACUGUGUAGACCCUGUGUCUCACCAGAUCAACAAGUCACAGAAAAACCACCUCUAAGACUUAUUCCAAAGAAUCACAAACAUCUAGAGGAGUGAGAUUACCAGUGGCAACCAUGAACGGCAUAACAGAGAUGUCGGUCAAGUGCGUCCUAGUUGGGGACACUGCGGUCGGCAAGACAGCCCUGCUGGUCCGCUUCACCUCAGAGACCUUCCCCGACACCUAUAAGCCCACAGUGUUUGACAACACAGGGGUGGAGGUGUACAUGGAUGGGGUUCAGAUCAGCCUGGGGUUAUGGGACACGGCGGGUAAUGACAACUUUAAGCAAAUCCGCCCGAGAUCGUACCAGCAGGCCGACAUUGUCCUCCUCUGCUACUCCGUGGCCAAUCCUAACUCGCUUGCCAACGUCCAGCACAAGUGGAUUGCUGAGGUUCGAGAGAACCUGCCCAGGGUGCCAGUGCUGGUCGUGGCCACCCAGACGGACCAGCGAGAAAUGGGGUCUCAUCGGGUGAACUGCAUCUCAGCAGCGGAGGGGAGACGUGUGGCUCAUGAUAUCCGUGCUAAAGGCUAUCUGGAGUGCUCCUCCUUAAGCAACCGAGGCGUGCAACAGGUGUUUGAGUACGCCGUGCGGACAGCCGUUAACCAGGCCAGGAAGCAUGCCAGGAGACGCAUGUUCAGUAUAAACCAGUGCAAAGUCUUUUGACCUUCGACCUUGACCUGGUGGCGUGGCUUGAACUGUCAUGAGAUGACUUGUUCAAUAAUGCGUUAGUGUGCUGUUCAAACUCAGUCAGGGUUUGUAAAGAUACAAAAACCCGAAGUUCGAUUUGUGUCCUCUACAUCGGGUUCUUUUUCACUAACAGGGCGUCCUGUCCGCCCAUGACCCAAGACUCAACCCAUAUUUAUAACUGAGAAUACAUUAAUUUCAUCAUAGACCUAAUACACACUCAUGCAAAUGUACAGAUGGAAGUUGUACUUUUGUUUGAUCCAGGGAGCGAUGGAAAGAAAAGAGUUUCUUUGAUUCUUCUGAUCUGUUUUUUUUUUUUAAGUGAACCACAUUACAUUACAUGGAGGUAUUUCAAACAGGGUAUCAGAGGAGUUUCUUUUUUUCUUAGGACUUUUACCUAAACGAGAGCAUGUAAAGCUUUAAUGGUGACAUACAGCAUAAGUUUUUUCUAAUUAUUUUACUAAUAACUAAUGCAAAGAGAAAAUAAUAUUAAUAUGUAAGUUUGGGGCUGCAUCAGCAAUGAACUUUUGAAUUACAGCAUAAACCAAAUAAGUGCAUUUACUACCACAAAGAAAAUUACACAACACACAAGUAUUUUUUUUUUCUUUUACAGUUGUAUGGAGCUUUUCCAGUGUGAUUUGCAUAUUUGCAUCAAACGAGGACAACUCUAGUCCUAUGCUCCUAAAACAUUUUAUUCGCUGAAUCAGUAAGUAGUAGUGUGUACGUGCUGCCAUUUGUCCGCAAUUAAUUCAACUUUUAUGAAUAAGAUAAUGUGGAUGUUGCUGUAUCAAGUUCGAAAUACAGCAUAUUCUCUAUUUUCUUUUUAUAUUAGACAUGAUUAGUGAUUAAUGUCAAUAGGUCAAAUGAGUGUAUGUAUGCGUGUGUGUGUGUGUGUGAUUUUAAAAGAUAACUGUAUUUGAAAUGUUUACUCAGAAAUCAGUUGCAUUGAAAUGAACUAAUACAUGACUGUAUUUAAAAAUAGAAAAUGCGCUCAGUAUAGCGCAGACAUCCGCCAUGGCCAAUGUCGGAAAGCGGUUCUUUUAACGUAAUUCUGCUGAGAAUUAAACAAACACGGGGGAAAACAUAACCUCCUUGGUGGAGGUAAUGAACCAAAAAAAUCUAAUGGUGUAGUUGAGAAAUUUAUUUUAUACCGUUAGAGAAACCAAACAGUUAAAACAUGUUCUAAAAUAAAACAAAGGAACAUGUAACAUCAACAUUUUUUGUGCAUUGUAAUUUAUUGUAUUGAACUGUAUACCUCCUUUUAAAAAUAAAAGAAAAAAAUAUUAAGACAUGACAUGCUACUUGUGUAUCUUGCAAACUGUCCCUGUCAUUACUGGUUACUGGAGUGACUAAUUUUAUGACAUAAAUCAAAACUACAGACUUUACCAUUAUUGAGCAACUGAAUAUAAAGGGAAGGUCAAACAUCUGGUUGGUUUUUGAAAUACAUCUGGUUAUUUUUUCCAUUAAUGUCUGUGUUAUCUUACUGUCAUGGCCAAUUUCAACCAGAUUUGAUUAUACUAUAUGUCUGAUGUACAUGCUUAAUAUAAUACAUGUUUAUCACAUACAUACAUACAAAACGUAUACAUUAUGGGGUUUUUAUGCUACCAUUUGCCAUACCUAUAGUAUGAAAACUGUAUUAGAAAAUACAUUAUAUUGUAUGUUUAUAUACAAAAAAUGUAUAUAAAUUGUACAUAUGAUUGUCAUUGAUUUUUUAAGGUGUGUAGGCUGCAAGAAAAGUGUCACAUCAUUGAUUUUGACUAGUUGUUCCAGGCUAUUUCUUGAACGAUGGUUUGGUCAAAGAAUUUUGAGCAUAAAGCCAUCAAACAAUGCUUUUAGACGUGUGUUGUGUGUCUGUAGUACAGUACUCGUAAAUGCAAAGUAUGAACCAUGAAAUGAAUGGAAUGGCUGUAUACGUAGAUAAAUAAAAUUUUUCAUGAAGGCAAUUUCACAAGGAUUUCAAGAGACAGCUUGUUGAGAACAAUGCAUCACACAACAGAUAAGGGGGUUGGCGACGUAAAGUGAUUGCUCAGAUCACAGAUGAGACUUUAAACCUUUGUAUCUAUCCUAGUCAAGUCAGUUUUAAUUAUUUAGCCCAUAUUAAGAAAUUUGCCUGAGAGCGUUUUAGGACUUGUACAACACAUGACAAUGGUUUAUCCCAAUUAAAAUAAAGAAAAAAGCUUCCAACAUUUAACAGUCUUAUACUUUGAAAAUUGAAAAUUGAUAAUGAAGGCGUAAAGAAAGACGACCAGGAACAGCUACUAAACAGAAAAAAAAAAAAAGCUCCCCCCCACCCCCCAAUGCUUUCACCCACUCUUUCUCUACAUAUGUGUCUCGUGGUGUUUAGAGCUCCUAAGGAUGAGAGGUACAGCACAGGCUUGUCAAGGAUAUACUGAAAAACACCUAACCACAUGCCAGCACACACUCAAAUAUGUACAUUAAACUGUCAAAACUGUGAACACAUACAUGAAACCACUUGUUCACUUUGACAUGCACUUACCCAUACACUCUCGCUCAUAAUAGAUUUAUGUAGAUCACACACUCAGACCGCCUA